GUCUGCCAUUUACAGUUAUCUGUAAUGGUUAAAUAUUAGAUAGAAUAAAUCUAUUUUUAUUUAUAUAAUUCCUUAUAACCUUUAAUAAUACAAUAUUUCAAAAGAGGAGUUUAGCAUAAAAUUAUUAGUGAUUUAUGGUGAGGAAACAAUAAUAACUUUCAAUCAAAACAAUACAUACAUAAUUUGUCACUGCGAGGUCCAUAUUGGCGAUUUUUGACACACAUCCCAUUUCUGAAAUUUGUAAUAGUGUGAAGACAGCAGGCCUGCGAUGGCCAAUAAUGUAAAACAAAAACUUUUUCUAUAAAAUCUGCAAAAAGUUCAAGGAGGAUGGUCCGAAUAAGAUGUCAUAGUAGAAAGAAAGUAAGACGCUAAAUAUUAAAGUAAUGGAUUUGGGCCCAUGUAAAGACGAUUAUGACACUCCUAUUUUAAUUGAUAGUGGCACUGAAAGCAUAUCUGAAAGCCCUUUAACUGAAGAUCCUGAACAUUCCAAAGAGUCAACUCAGAGUAACAUGAAAAAUGAUUCCUCACUAUCAAAAGUCAAAUUAUCUGAUUCUUUGAUUGACUUCGACGAUGACUUUUGUUACCCAAUAGAAGCGGUCCAAGUUGGAAUUUUCCUUUCAGCUUCAGAUACAUUUAACUCAAAAGCGUCACUGGCUGCUUCUUUGAUUGACAAGUCGUUUUCAAUUGAUGAAGAGGAGCUUUGCACUCCGUUAGAACCAACCCCUGUGGGAGUUUUCCCAUUAUCUCCCUCUGUUUCCCCAUCAAUUUCAACAAAUAGUGAAACAACAUCAGAGGAAGAUGAUGGAAUUGAGGAUAUCACUCAUAUUGAAGAUGUGCGGAAUGAGCUGGAGCCGUGUAACGAAAAAGAGGUUAUCCUCAUGGAAAAGCCCUUUGACAAAGUUCUAAAAAGGCAGGAGUCUCCAAUUGAAGAUGUUGAAGUAAUUGAGGAUGAAAAUGAUGAUCCAGACAGAUCGCCAUUGAUUACGGUUCUCGGCGCGACGAACAUUGAAGCCGGCGAAAAAUAUUCUUUUAAUUCCUUCGACGGGAGUGAUGAUAGUGUAUUGCUGGACACCCCUCGUACUUCUAUCCUCCGGAAGUCUUCUUAUUUCGAUUCCUCAAUUGAGGGAGAUGUUUCCCCAUCCCAACGGCGUGUGUUUUUUCCCAUGGAUCAGUCUCAAUUGGUCACUUAUAAGGAACCAGAAAAGUGCCAUCCGUGGGUUAUAAGUCAGUUUCUACCAUCAGAAAACAUUCUCCAGACUUACCAGAAUUCGUGCAAGAAACAUAAAACAAUCGAAAUUGACGCGAUUAAAUCGCAAAUACAGGAAAUCAAAAAUAACACGAACCAUUCAGCUAUUUUGAAAUUGAGCUCAAUUAAAAUCACGUCUGAAGUAAAUGAAACUCUAGAGGAUAUUUUAAAGAUUACAAAUUUUCAUACUCUUGUGCUACAAGAUUGCCAGUUUACUCCAGAAACUAUAACUGAAUUUCUUAAUAUUUUGGAAUACUACAAAUCGGUUAGCCACUUUGAAGUUGCCAUGAAUUUUGAAGAAGAUGACACAUGGAAAUGUUUCUGUAGCGCUUGCAGCAAUAUCAUGGUACUAGAGUCACUAUCUUUUAAAGGAAUGGUGAUUAGCGAGCUCUACAUGAGACACUUGAUAAAUGCUAUCAAGAACAAUUCCAAUAUCACUACGCUUAAAUUUGAUGGAUGUAUGCUAGUCAAACUUCCCAGUUUUUAUUUAGUUGAAUCCCUUAUGACCAAUAAAACCAUAAGGGAGUUGUACCUUCCUUCUACGGGUUUAUAUACUAAAGAAGCUGACGCUUUACAAAGGUUUCUCGUUAAUAAUACACACCUGAAGGUGUUGGAUAUAAGUAACAAUAAUUUAGGGGAUCGUGGCUUGGAGGUAUUGGCAAAAGGAUUAUGCGUACAGACUGAACCUGGUGUCGGAUUAUCAGUAUUGGUGAUAUUCAACAAUCAAAUUACAGAAAAGAGUGGUCCAGUUAUUAAAAACAUAAUUACGGACGCCAAAAAUCUGCACACCUUAAAUAUAGGUUACAAUCAUUUAACAGACGAAGUACUAAAUUAUAUAGCUGAAGGAUUACCCCAUACUCAGUCGCUAGAGGGGCUGGGUCUUCAAUGCACUUUAUUGACUUGCAAGGGAAUGUUAAUUCUGGCGAACGCCAUUCCAAACAACUCUUCGCUGCAGAAAAUCAAUCUAAAAGGAAACAAAGCGAUCCAAUUGCUCGGAGUCGAGACCCUAUGCAACGCGUUGACGAAUUCGAAAAUAACAAAAAUCGAGAUCGACGAAAACAAUCGUUCUUGCAGUGACCCCGAAGCCUAUUCUCAGCUGGUUAAAAAACUUAACGCGAUAUGUACUGUAAAUAAAAAUUACUCCAACGACAGUGACGAGGAUGAUGAAGUCCUUAACAUUUCCCAAAAGAUCUCAAGAAAGGUUUCGCUGAGCUGUGAACCUAGAUAUGGAGUACCUGACCCAACUAGGACAUUCCAAGUGGGCUCUCCCUUACCUUCACCUGCGUCUAGCCCAGCCCCAAAAAGUCGUUUCCAAAUUGUCAAAGUGCCAGAAAAUGGUACAAUGAGACCGCCCUCAACCGUCCCUGCUAAAAAGUCCAGAUUUCGGGUAACUCGAGUGCCGACAUCGCCAGAUGAUGACGUGGUACUCGGUCGUUUUGCCAAUAUUCGCGGCAGUGUGUCUUCGAAUGAUAGUGUCGAUUCAUUGACAACCAUACCAAUGGAAACCGAUAGUGGGUAGGUUAUUUUCGACGCAAUUUUUCCCGACUGUUCGAGAAAUUUGAGGUUUUUGUGAACACUCGUCACACUGCCGUUGUUUAAUUCUUUUUCUGUACGCCACAUUAGCGGCAACUUUGACACGAGGGUUUGCGUAUUGCGCAUAAAAGCUUUGCGAUACCGGUUGGAGUUGUCUAAUUUUUGGUAUUUCGUUUGUUCUGUGAUAGACUGUUAAUUUCUUAAAGUUAAUUUUUCCGGAGUACAACAGUAAAUGUGAUGUUGUUUAAGACCAUACAUUAGCGUAUGUUUCUGUAAAAACCGAUGAUUUUUUUGUUACGUUUUUUUUUUUUUUUUUCAAAUAGGCCUAAGUAGUUACGAGUCCAGUGACUUACGACCUUAUUUUUUUAUAUUAAUUAUUUAAAGCGAAUACCAUUCUUACAAAUAAGGCGACUAGACAAUAAGGCGUUGUAAAGUAAAGGUUUUUUAAUAAUUGUUGUAUUGUUUACAUAGAUUAUUAUCAUAUUAAUACACUGUACAUCUUUUAGGGAUAUACGAAUCUUAUGCUAUUGAUGCGGUAAGAAGUUCGAAAGUUUUAUUAAAAAUGCCAAUCAUUGACUCAGGGGAUAGUGUUUUUUUGUUUUUUCAUUUUUUAAGUUAGUUAUUGUUAACGCCAAUUCUACAAUACACAUCGGACAGGCCAGUUAAAAAAACACACUAAAUAAUAUACAUUUUCAUGUGCUGUUGGCAAAGUUAAUUUUAUUUGGAAAGUUGUUAAUAACAGGGUAUUAAAUUAAAAAAUAUUAUAUAAUGCUAAACAUAUUUUGAUCUGAUUUAUAUAGUUGGGUUUAUAAAAUGGGUACUUAAAACUUUAACAUGGAGAAUAUAUUUGAGGAAAGUUGAAACCAGUGGCAUUUUAACCAAACCAAUAGUUAUUUAAUGAACAGAGGGUUAAGAUUUAGUGGUUAUAUUGCGAGUAUGAGUAUUGGAAUGUUUGAUCCAAAAAAUGCAAAAAAAAUUAUUAAAAUGUAACAAAUUUAAUCAAACUACUUCUUAUAGGAUUGUCUUCUCAUUUAAUAUCCUGACGAAUGAACGAUAAAAAGAAGUUUCGAAUAGAUUUUUAAUCCGUCUUCCAGUUUUUCCUAAUAGGCAACAGUACUUUCGUAAUUGGAAACCAUUUUAUCUUAAACAAAACUGAAAAAUAUUUUUCUAAAACAAAUUAUAAUUAAAUAAAACAAUAAAAAAAUGUGAUAUCUUUUGGUCACCAAAAUUUCGAUAUUUUUUAGUUGAUAACUUCCGGAGUUCAUAGGGGUGAAAAAUGUGGGGCAAAAUUGUUAACACUUCAACAGUUUUUCUGCGAUCUUAUUUAUCUUUUACCAUAACACUCUUUGUAGAACCAUGAACCCCCUACCACUUAUUGCUAUGUUGAUCCUACUCACGACAUCGCAUUUUUUUCAUAUUUCGCAAUACAAGAAAGAAGGUUGAACAGUAGGUACAAAUUGGCAAACCCACUUCUAUUUUAUAACCGCAUAUCAUCGCACAAACACACUUUCUUGGACUAUCCUGCAAGAAUGACUAAUUAUUAAGAUUAAGCUACUGAGAUACAUAUAACCGUCGCUUAUAUUCAGAAAUCAGAAAAGAGUAACCAUACAAAUUUUUUGAAGCUAUUUUUAAUUGAACAGAUGCUUCCGCUGAUUUUCAUUUUGCCGUUGUUUUAGUUAUUUUUUUAUUACUAGCUGCUUUUAACAAUUAGCCAAAAUUGUUGCUGGUUUAGAUUUGCAUACUGCUUUUGAAAGUCCUCUUAGAGUCAAUUACGGCACUUUUCAGAAGAGAGAAUCGUUUAAAUUUUUUAAUUAGAACGGGCCUUACAAUAUUUUAAGUUUUAGACUUAGUACGUCUUAACUGUAUCAGUAGCUUUUCCCAGAUAAAUAAAAGGAUACUGUUAUUGAUAUAGUUAGGGCAAUUGUUUUAAGUAAUCUAAUCUACCAAAAUUUGUAACUGCUUACAAAGUAGUACCAGUGAUAAUCUAUAAUGUUGAAAUGUUCAACUAAAAGUUUAAUGUAUAUAGACGUUAACCAAUUUAAAGAGGUAUAUUUGUUUUCAACCAACAAUGCUCAUGAAAAUUAAUUUUUCCCAAAAGACAUAUAUGUACCUAUAAAUAUGUACAGUGCGUCCCAGGGCAUGGGGGUCUUGGAAAGUCUGUGAGCUAGGAGGAUAGAACAAAUUUUUCAUUCAUUUUUCCCAAUUUUGAAAUAAAUUGCAUAUAUUUUUGGAAUCCGACCGUCAUCGUAACUCUUACGUUUCCGAAUCCCCAAACAGGCAAUAUUAUUUCUUAGACGCACUAUAUAUACAGCAUGUCCAUCAUUUAAGGGUUCCGUUUUACAUUACAUAUUUGUAUAACAGCAAAUAUUGGAUAGUGUUAAUAAUUAAAUAUAUUUUUAUAUUAAUGUUGUUAGGUUAAUACUGGGGUUAUUGUUAGCUUAGAGAGUUAGCGUAUAUAUAGUGAUUUUUGGUACAAACUUAUUUGUAUAGCCCGUAAUAUACUUAACAGCGAUAUUUUGUUGAAACUUCGCAUGCACUCACUUGCAUUUUUGUUACUUAGUUUAAUGUUUAUAUUUCUUGUGUAUGUGAUAAAAUGGAUGUGAUACUGUAUGAUACCGUUUAAGAGUAUUUUAAUAUGUAGAUAACCACUGCAGUAGAUUACCUGUCUUUAUAAUUAAAAUGUAUGUUUCUUCUAA
Cylas formicarius (sweet potato weevil) is the source of this 5475-nucleotide messenger RNA. Its product is annotated as protein phosphatase 1 regulatory subunit 37-like. Gene Ontology annotation, molecular function: protein binding. Lineage: Eukaryota; Metazoa; Arthropoda; Insecta; Coleoptera; Brentidae. The record is from RefSeq and is a predicted model, not a curated record. The transcript is spliced from 11 exons. Gene Ontology annotation, biological process: positive regulation of inflammatory response. Bases 384 to 2765 code for a protein of 793 amino acids. Gene Ontology annotation, cellular component: cytoplasm.